Messenger RNA from Phyllopteryx taeniolatus (common seadragon), 1680 nucleotides. RefSeq names its product SEC14-like protein 2. Gene Ontology annotation, cellular component: cytoplasm. Lineage: Eukaryota; Metazoa; Chordata; Actinopteri; Syngnathiformes; Syngnathidae. The transcript is spliced from 12 exons. The record is from RefSeq and is a predicted model, not a curated record. Bases 26 to 1483 code for a protein of 485 amino acids.
GAGGAGGAGACGAACAAGAGGAGUCAUGUUUACAUUCUUGAUUUCCUCCCUUUCCUCCUCUUUCAACAAGUCACCUGCCGCCGAGGGCUCGGCGGAGGCUGCGGCCGUCGGUCAGCUUGACGGGGGCGGGCGUCCGGCUGCCUGCCUGAUUAGCCGGCUUGUUUCUGUCAGCACUUUGGCGUCAUCACCUCCAUCGCCAUCAUCGUUAUCGUUACAUGAGCUUUAUCGUCAGGCCGCAGACAUGAGCGGCAAGCUGGGAGACCUCAGCCCCAAACAGGCUGAAGCGCUGCGACAGUUGCGCGAGAGGAUUGAAGAUAUUCUUGCUCAACUUCCUGCCCAGCAUGACCACUUCCUGCUGCGCUGGCUCAGAGCCAGAAACUUCAACAUCCAGAAGUCGGAGGCCAUGUUGCGAAAGCACGUGGAGUUCAGGAAGCAAAUGAAGGUGGACACCAUCAUCAGUGACUGGCGGCCUCCUGAGGUGAUCGAGAAGUACCUUUCCGGCGGCAUGUGCGGCUACGACCGCGACGGCAGCCCGGUGUGGUACGACGUGAUCGGCCCCGUGGACCCCAAAGGUCUCUUCCUGUCCGCCUCCAAGCAGGACUUCCUCCGCUCCAAGAUCCGAGACUGCGAGAUGCUGCAGCGAGAGUGCGCCGCGCAGUCGCAGAAGCUGGGCAAGAACGUGGAGGCCAUCACCAUGAUCUACGACGUGGAGGGCCUGGGACUCAAACACCUCUGGAAGCCUGCCAUUGAAACUUACGGAGAGAUCCUGCAGAUGUUCGAGGACAACUACCCAGAAGGCCUCAAGAAGCUCUUUGUCAUUAAAGCUCCCAAGCUCUUCCCUGUGGCCUACAACCUCAUCAAGCACUUCCUGAGCGAGAUCACGCGGCAGAAGAUCUUCAUCCUCGGCGCCGAAUGGCAGGAAGCGCUGCUGGGGCACAUCGCGCCCGAGCAGCUGCCCGCCAUUUACGGCGGGAAGCUGACGGACCCCGACGGAGACCCUCGCUGUCGGACCAGGAUCAACCAUGUGGGCCCGGUUCCUACCUCCUACUAUGUGCGCGACCACGUGUCGAUGAAAUACGAUCAGUGUUUGACGGUCAGUCGAGGGUCCACGCGACAACUGGAUUACGAGAUUCUCUUCCCGGGAUGUGUCCUCAGGUGGCAGUUUUCCAGCGAGGGCGCCGACAUCGGCUUCGGCGUCUUCCUGAAGGCCAAAAUGGGCGAGUGGAAAAAGGCAACCGAGAUGGAGGCGGUGGUGCCGAGUCAGCGCUACAACGCUCACCUGGUGCCCGAAGACGGCUCGCUGACGUGCGAGCGCCCCGGCGUGUACGUGCUGCGAUUCGACAACACGUACAGCAUCUUCCAGGCCAAGAGGAUCAGCUUCGCCGUCGAGGUUUUGCUGCCCGACCGCUUGAAGACGCAACAGGCCGCCGCGGCCCCAGCGUCCGGUCAACAACAAGACACGACGGCAAGCGGCCAAUCGUAGUCAAGGAUGUCAGAAAAACUGGAAAAGAGAGAAAAAAAGCAUUACUUGAAGCACACCAAAGAGCUGAAAUGUGUUUAUGUUCCCACCAGGAGAGCCAUUGGUUGAGCAUUGGCCUCAAAAUAUUACCUCCUCCAAAGAUGUUGUCAUCACUACAAUAACAGUAUUAUAAUAAAAUAACUAUUAUAAGUUAUAUUUGA